Bactrocera oleae (olive fruit fly) is the source of this 7798-nucleotide messenger RNA. Its product is annotated as leucine-rich repeat-containing protein 15. The record is from RefSeq and is a predicted model, not a curated record. Lineage: Eukaryota; Metazoa; Arthropoda; Insecta; Diptera; Tephritidae. Gene Ontology annotation, cellular component: extracellular matrix. Gene Ontology annotation, molecular function: protein binding.
CCCAUACAUAAGAUAUUUUGAAAAUCGGUUCGAUUAGUUCUUAUGUUCUGUUGCAACCAGACAUAGAUCUUUCUUACUUUUCUUAAAUAUUGCAUAUAAGGAGAUACAAAUAUUAUUCUUUUGACAAACGAUAUUGAAAAUGGGGGUUAGGAGGUUAUUAGUUUUAAACUUGUCACUAUUUCUAAUUUUUUCGUUUAAUAAAGUUUUAAAAUUUUCCAAUGGUUUAACAGACCAAAUGAGUCGUGAGAGAUACGAGUUUAGUGACAAAUUUUCAAUGACUCAACACAACAACACUUGCAAAUUAAGCGCGUGUGAAGUUUUGAAUUACUUAUCUACACAAUUUGUAAAGGUAAAAACUUUCAUUGAUAGUGAUUUUGAAAGAUGGUUAAAAGUUAGUUCCGGGGAUGCUUUAAAUUCACCCAUAAAUCUUGAAAUGGUAAAUCGAGUACGCCAGAUUGAAAACAGGUUAAGAUCAAUAGAACAACCAGUCUGGCGUCUAGUUUCAGCAAGUCAAAGAGAGUGGAACCGAUGCACUUCAGGAGUAUGUCGCUGUUCUCCCGAAACUAAAAGCUUUACAUGCUGGAAUGCAAAUUUUAUAUCUUUACCUGUUUCACAAGUAAUACCAAUGAAUAUGGAAUCAAUUGACCUUUCAAGGAAUCAUUUUUCAACUUUCCAUAAAGACACUUUUCGUGGUUUGACUUUGCUGAAAGAACUGGACCUAUCCAAUAACAUUCUAAACUUUAUUCCAGCGAAUCUCUUUCAAGACCUAGAUAGUCUCUUACAAUUGCGGCUUCAAAACAACCAUUUGGAGAACUUAGCUUCAGUAACAUUUUGGAAGCUUCGUAACUUAAAUUUAAUAGACAUUAGCAAAAACCUGUUAUCCGAUUUGCCAACAAACUUAUUCGGUCAUAGCCAACUUUUGAUUGUCAUUAACUUAAGCCAAAAUAGAAUACAACAUUUUUCACCGGAAUUACUUCGGGAUCAAUUAGUGCUAGAGGACUUAGACCUGUCUCGGAAUGAAAUUUUGGAACUUCAAUCUGGAUGUCUAAAAAAUUUAAAAACUCUAAAAAUGAUCGAUUUUUCUUUUAACUUUAUUUCAAGCAUUUCGGAUGACUUCUUUUCUGACCUGAAGAACCUGCGGAGCUUGAUUCUCCAUAAUAAUCGAAUUUCAUCGCUGUCCAUGGAAUUAUUAAAAAAUUUGAAAAGCUUAAUUAGUUUGGAUCUAAGUACAAAUCGAAUUUCGAAGAUUGAUGGCAAUGCAUUCUCCGACCUAAAAAAUUUGCGGGAGCUGCUCUUAGGACAAAACUAUCUUUCUGACAUACCCGAUGGUUUGUUUAACAAUGUGAAUUCAUUAAUAAGUCUUAAUUUGUUUUCUAAUAAUCUUACUACGAUUGAGUCAAGUGAUUUUCAAGGAUUAGUUAUUUUAGAAAAACUUAUGCUAAACAACAACAUACUAAAAAAGAUGGAAGACGACGUUUUCACGCCUAUGGGAAAGUUGGAAAAAUUACGAAUUGACUCGAAUAAAUUGCAAUAUUUACAAAACGGGGCGUUCAGUAGUUUAAAAAAGUUAGUCGCAGUCAAACUGGAUAAGAAUCCCUGGCAUUGUGAUUGCAAGGUUUUGUAUUUAGCGCGAUGGAUACGGGAGUUCUCUGGAAAAUUGUGGGAUGGUCAAGUGGCGGUAUGCCGCGGACAUGGCAGUCUUGGUGGACACGAAGUAGGUUUUCUUCGAUACGAUGACCUUUGCGAAGGACAAUGGGCCAGUAUGUUGUCCUUAUCUCCAAGACUUCCUUUAAGAAAACAUCGCAUUAUGGCUCAUAUGAACUAUACAACAUAUUUUAAUUUAUACUUGAGCCAUAUAUAUACGACUACAAUCAGCGGCAAUUAGUGUUAAUUAGACGUGCAUUUAAAUGUUUCAUUUUGGUACUAAAGUCAGGGUGAAUCCGUUUAACACUAAUUCUUAAUGUGUUGGCUCUUUUAAUGUAAUAAACAGCUUUUUCACAUAUAAAAAUUUAAAUAAUAAUAUUUAUAUAGCCAUAUAUAGUUCUUUAUAAAUAUACGAAACACGAUUGUAUAGUUUAUGAGUAAAUUUGUAUGAAAAAAUAAAAAUAUUAUAAUAGUUAAGAUUCGAAACUACAAAGUAAAUAUGUAAACAAUUAUGAAAUAAUUGUUUUUAUUUUAAUGGGUAAAUCUUUGAAGAGCACUUAAAACUUUUGCUAAAUACUGUUUGGAAAUUCCACUAUUUUCAACAUAUUAAGUCGAUUUUUUCUAAUAUAAUCUAAUUGUUCUAGAUAGACAUAUUGGAGUAUGAUACAAGUCCUCUUUGAAUUUUUGUUCCAAGCCAACGCAGUCGGAACUUAAGUAUCGAGCAAGAAAUCAUAGAAAAUGUAUUGUGUUGUUCAAGGUACAAUGAUGGUGAGUGCGUUCAUUAAUCAAAGCCUUUAGAUUUUCUGUCACAACAAUACGCUUUCUAUAAUUUUGACAUCAAGCAAACAAAUUUUAAUUCAAAAAAAUUAGAAGUCAAAAUAAAAAUAAAGACUACCAAAUUCAGAAUAUGUUCCAGAUCAUAGCUUUAUAGCAGUUUGUUCGGGUUAUGUAAAUUAAAUUGCUAAAAAGGGGCUGAAAUUCCAAAAUGUCUAUACAGCCUAGUGUGGAGUUUAGGUUUUACUCUGGUAUCGCUACACAUACCUUUAAUAAUUGGUCCCCAAGAUUCUUAAAUCUUAGACCGGUUCGACCAGAGGAUGAGAAGAGGUGGUUUGUAGAGUGUGUGGAACCUUGGGAACGUGCAAUGACCGUGGAACCGGCAAUAGCUCCAAAAUAGAACGAUUAGCAAAAUAAUCUGGUUAUUAAAAGCUCGUUAUGAUGAAGCAGAUGAGUGUUAAAAUCAUAAAAUACCAAAUAUGUGUUACUAAACAUGUACAUGGUUUUCUGAUAUUUCAUUGUUGCACAUUGAUAUUAAAAGCCUUACUGCUGCUGCGGUCGUUACGUACAUGCGCUGUUGCCGUUCUCGUUGCUACCGUGGGCCAACACAUAUGGUAUGGCAUUGAAUGUGGGAAUAGGAAUGUGCAGACUCAUGCCACGCACUGCAGUCGUAGAGCUGUUUACCAGUAUUCGAUUUGCUGACUCAGGAAUUUGUUUUCGCUUUUCACGAUUAUUCUAUCACUCCUAAUAAAUCGGUGCCUAACAUAUUUGACUUUACCGCAAAGUGUAAAGUUUGAGGCCAUUUCCUUAACCUAUUUUCCAUUUGACAUUUUCGCGCGGUGAGACGCAAUCUCAAAAAUAUUUCGAAGGCAUUACAAAAGAGUAUACUUUGUUCUUACACGUUGAAAUUGAUGUUGAAACUUUUAAUCCUCAAUAUCUCAUUAUAUAAAAUAACAAACAAUAUAAACAUUAACUUCGGUUGCACCGAAGCUUAGAUACACUACACAAAUACAAGAUUCCAAAUGUUAAAGACAGACAUAUGGUUUCUGUACAACAAUGUUCAAUAAAAGCUCAGGAAACAAUAUGGGUAUGAUGGUAUAUGUUUGACUUAUCAGCUGAUGCAAAAAAAUUUAAUUCAACUAAAAACAAAAAUAAACACAAACCUGGCAUGAACCAAAUUGCUUAUGACAGCAAAGAAUCUUAUAAUAUUUUAUUACCUGAGGAGGAAAACAAAUAAUUUUACACUAUCUCUAUGGGCAUUAAAAAAGACCAAGCAAUAUUGCCUUGCAACAACAUUUUUUCGAUUUUUUUUAUUUUUUUAUAAUAUUUCCGGUUAUUUUAGUUUUUAAGCUUUAAGCUUUGGGUGUGUUCAGUGGAAUACAUAAUGGUACAAUAUAGAACACCAUAUAAUUUCAUUGGUUUUUUGAACACUAUUGUAGUACAGAACUCCAUUUGCUUUGGAACAAAAAUUGGUUUACCAUUUAUACAAUUGGUUUCUGUAGCAUACUAAAAUAUGUCUGUCUUUGGCAUUACAAACACUAGAUUCCGAUGGUUUAGUUUGUAUGACAGCUUUAGUGAUCCGAUCUGAACAAUUUCUUCGAAGAUUGCACCAUUGCCUCGAACAAUAAUUCGUGCCACAUUUGGUAAGGAUAUUUCGUAACAUGAAAAAGUUUUUCAUAUAAGCACUUGAUUCCGAUCGAUCGGUUUGUAUUGAAGCUAUAUGCUUUAGUGAUCGUAUAUGAACAAUUUCUACGGAGAUUGCACCAUUGGCUUGAACAAUAAUCCGUGCCAAAUUUGAUGUAGAUGAACAAUUUCUUCGGAGAUUACACCAUUGCCUUAAACAAUAAUCCGUGCCAAAUUUUGGUGAAGAUAUUUCGUUAAAUAAAAAAAUUUUCAGUCUGUCUGCCGUUCCAGACGCUGAUCACUUGCAUAUAAACAUUAUAAUGUCCCCGACCUUUCCUUUAGGGUGUUACAAUCAUCGUGACAAACUUAAUAAACUCUGUUCAGGGUAUAAAAAAGUAUAAAGCAAAUUGAAAAAAAAAUAUUGAUUAAAUAUUAAACUUUUUAUCAUUUUAAUAUGGUAAAUUUAUUUUUUGAUAAAAUUUCAACAUAGUUCAGAACAUUUUUACAUUAAAAUACGUAUAGUUUUUUUUCAUUUGGAAAUGUUUUAAUUUUUCCUUUUCAUUCCACAUUUUGAUUUAAAAAUUUCUUAUAUUAUUUGUUACACCAAUUUUUAAAUUAAAACAAUUUUAUCAAUUUGUAGUUCUAAUUUUGAGACUAAAUAAAAAUUUCUAAUAUUUUUCCGAUUUUGGAAAAUUUAUUUUUACAUCUUAACUUUUGUGUUAUUAAAUUCGCAACCCUGAUCCAUCGAAUAAGUGAGUUAUUGUUCAGGUUCAGAAUGAAGGGAAUUUAUAAACAGGGCCUCAACUACUAAGUUGUCUUUCCCUCGCUUAUAAUGACGUUUAGCAUUAUAGCUUGCUAUAAAAGCUUUCCACAUUUUUAUUUUUGGCUUAGAAUUUCGAUCGGAUACUGCCGAAAUGUUCUCGCAAUAAUUAUUAAACACAUUUAUUUGGUAUUGAUCAAUGGGAAUUUUAUUUUUUUAAAUUGAGAGGACGAAACCUUACGAAAUCAACCUCUAAAGACAUAGAGUAAAGGCUUGGCAAAUUCCGCGUAGUGGAGCACAAAGCACCCAGACAUUUCUAGAAAAUACCGAACACCCCUUAAGCUUGUUGGUUGAGGAAUGUUUUGGAUUGCUCAAAUUUUCUGCUGGUAGGUCUUAAUUCCUCCUUUUGAUAUCCGAAUGGAAAAAUAUUCUAGUUCUGGUUUAUUAAAAGUUGAGAAACUCUGAAGUUUUUUUUUUUCUUUUUUUGCUGUCGACCACUAUGGUUUUUAUACUUUGGCAAUAUGUUGCUACAUGGUAUAAUAGUUUUGAUCACGUAACGGUUGAACGACGAGAUCAGACGAGUUGAAUUUUGAGUGACUGUCUGUCUGUCCGUCCGUUCAAGCGAUAACUUGAGUAAAAAUUUAGAUAUCUUGUAUAAAAUUUUUAAUUUGUUAAUACUAAUCUCUACAGACAACAAAUGAUAAAUUUGAGCGAUGUAUUGAGACAAAAACGACCAGAACGAGCCAAAAGACACGGUAAAGUAAUUUUGUUACACCACAAUACACUUGCAAACAAAGCAAAAUCGGUGCAGGCCUUAUUCAGGUGGCCGUAUUCACCAGGCACCUUCCGAUUAUCAUUUGUUUUUAUCGAUGGGACACGCAUUGACUGUACAGCACUUAGAUUCCUACGCAGAAAUCGAAAAUUGGGUGUCUGAUCGGUUUGCUUCAAAAUACGAACAUUUCUAUUGGAAUGGUAUCCACAAAUUCCCAGAAAGGUGGUCAAAAUGUGUGAAUAAUAUUUAAAUUAUCCUAUUUAGCUGCUGCUACACCAAUAAAAAAUAUAAUUGUAAUAUGCUGCUUUCUUGUUUUUGAUAGACGGACCAAAACUAUUGAGUUCCUCGGCCAUAAUUUUCCAAAAUGUUGUUGCUUCUUCAUUAGGGCACUUUGUAAAACCCUGCGCCAUUUCGGGUUUUUGUUGUAAAAUAUCAAUCAUAAGCGCAUUUUUGGUUGUAAUUAUUUUAUACCUGGUAAACAUGAAAUGUUAUUUUACUCGUAACAAAUACAGUUUUAGUUUCAUUUGAAUAAAAACAUACAUUUUCUACUUUUUCGAUUUAUUUUUCCGCAACCAAAAACUUGUCGUAGACAAAUUCCGCGAAAAUUCAAAAUUUAACGUUUCGAGUGUAUUCAGUGAAUUCCACUCUGUGAGUUUCAAACUUACGUUUGGAGAUGUUCGAAUUGCAUGAUAGCAAUUUCGUAAAAUUCCCAGAAACACAGUAUACGAUGGAUAGCGUGAUAGAGCUGAAUAUAUCAGAAUAAAAAUUUGCUCGCAUAUUUCCUUGAAGGUAUGCCAUUUCAGGUCUAAAAAUUGACAAAAUCGGACCAUGAAUACGGAAUCGGACCAUUAAAUAGUUUCAAUUUUGCCAACACCUGAAGGGUAUUUCCCCGUCUUUGAUCCUUGCAAGUUGCAAAAAAAUUGAGCUCAAUUAUUUUAGUCAAAAAUAUUUAACACUUCCUUAACAAUUCAAAAGAAGCCUUAACUUAAUUGUGUAACUACAAGUGCAUUACUUAUUUUAUGUUCCGUUCUUUAUCGUAUAAUAGUGAGUAUUGAUGAUAAUCUCAACUUUGGUGAAUUGUACAAUUUCAAGGAUUUUUUCCACUCUUCCAAAAAAAAAUUCCUUCCAUGUUGACUAAGUUGAUUAAUAACACUAGUUUACAGUCAUUUUGCGACUAUGAUGUUAGAGGCUGUUUCUUGCUAAUGUUGGGUUGCUAAAACCGAAAAUUAUAGUAAAAAUUUCCUAACACGUAGGAUUUUUGGUGUUGACGUCAAGGGGUACUAUUUAAUAGCGAAGGAACAUUUUUGAAUUCAAAUUUGUAAUCAAGACACAUUAAAGAAAGACCGUUAAUCACAUCAGUCGUAUAUUUUUUCUACAGAUUUGUUGAGUAGUGUAAUAAGACGUUUUCACUUAUUUUUCAGGAAUGCCCAACAUUGGGCACCAGUAAAGAUUAAACUUGGGUAUUACCAUAUUCAUUAUUUUAUUUAUUGCAUGGAAAGAAUAACUAAACAGCUUUAAAAUUUUGUUUCGCACUAAAUUGUCAGUUACUUUUAGUGGGUUUAUUUUUGGCAUCACGCCCUUUUUAUAUCAUCUGUUCGAAGAUCCCUGAUUUUCAUCGCCACAAAACUUAACAAGACGCGUUUAAGAAAAAAUUUGGAGAGUUUCUCAUCGUGUCAUCAUGUCAUCGGUGCUUUUACAUGUACAUUUUUUGAAAAGAAAGUAUCACCCAAAGAUAGUUAAAACAAAAAUACGGAAGAGUUUGAAUGUACAUAAAUAUAUACAUACUGUCGGACAAAAGAAAGAGAUUGAUACACUAGCAAGUUCAAAAAUCGAAUGUACAAUAAGUAGCGAGAACUCUCAGAAAAAAACUUUUCAGAUGUGAGAUAACGCUACGAGUAUAUAAGGACCAAGUCAAAGGCUAUCGCAAAUUCAGUUGAAUAUUCGUAGAGCAAUAUUUUCUGAACUAUCUUAAUGUAUUCGCUGAAUGUUAGAACAUGUUACGUGUUUACGUCGUAACAUCAUUGUUCAAAAGAAGUGUCGUCAAUAUUUACUAUUAUUGCAUUUUAAAGUAUGUAGGUCGGAAUGAGAGGAACUACGACUGUGUGAUUGAGCACUCAAAUAAAGACACCAACACAGAACUAUGUAACCUUACAUUUUGAGAAUAUUCUUAUUCUUUCGUGAAACAAGCAAUUCUAUGCAAUUCUAUGCAUUUUUAUUCAUUUAUA